This is a messenger RNA of Penicillium pulvis, 843 nucleotides long. Its product is annotated as fungal specific transcription factor domain-containing protein. NCBI's taxonomy places the organism in Eukaryota, Fungi, Ascomycota, Eurotiomycetes, Eurotiales, Aspergillaceae. The record is from RefSeq and is a predicted model, not a curated record. Bases 1 to 843 code for a protein of 280 amino acids. Gene Ontology annotation, cellular component: nucleus. The transcript has a single exon.
AUGGAAGAAGCGACCCUUUUGCGUCUUAUACGAAGCGACAAGUUUGACGUCCAAGUUCAACCGGAAAGAAGAUCGUCCCUUCUUGCAGAAAUGGUUCGCUUGAAUCGUAUCCUCCAACAAAUAAACGACUUCAAUAUUCGUGCCUCGGAGUACCAACUAGACUCCGUGUCCAUCAGAAGUGAUGUCGAGAAUUUAUCCAAACAACUUGACACUUGGCUCAAAGAACUUCCCGACCAUAUACGGGACACACGCACAAACAUGGUUAAUUAUGCAGAGCAGGGACUUGGUCGCAUGUUCGUCGCUAUCUACCUGGGAUACUAUCACUACGGCCAGAUGCUCUUCUACCGCUUUCUACACGAGGACUCACGGGUAUUUGAUACUAGCACUCGGUUUUACGCCAAUAAAUGCAAGCAGCAUGCAGGUAGUCUCUGUGAUAUACUCUAUGCGUCUGAAGAGAUUCCAGGGUGUGACGUCAAGUAUAACAUGAUUGGGCAUGUGGUCGUGAUCGCAUCGACAGUGCAAAUCCACAGUCUCCUGUUCGAAGGCGAAGACGCAAAUGUUACUCUAGCUAAAAUGCGACUGGAGAAGAAUUUCUGCAUCAUAAUACAUCUCCGCCAGCUCUGGCCGACUUUGGAUGUCUGUAUGGAUCGUCUAAUGGCUUUUCACCAAGCAUGCAGAGACUCAGCCGAUACGAGUUUCUGCAUGGACAGAUGGAUGGUGAGAUUCUUAGUUGAAUUCGCAAGUCCUGUCAACGAUAAAGCUUCUUCAGCGCAUGAUCAAAAUAUCUGGUCACUUUCUGAAUUAGGUAUUGACCGGACCAGCCAAAAGCUAAAUAAAAACUAA